UUUUUAUGAACUCAAGGUCGUUUCCUUUGGGAUGGCAACUUCUAUAAUCAAGUUGCACACGCUUUCAGGGGCUGGUGAUAAUGGCUCACCAUGUUAUUUGCUACAGGUCGACGAAUUUCACUGUCUUCUUGACUGUGGUUGGUCUGAGAAACUGGAUAGUGAAUAUGUGAAAGAGGUUUCAAAAUGGGCCAAACAUGUUGAUGCUGUUCUCCUUAGUCAUCAAAGUCUUAGACAUCUCGGCAUGCUCCCAUAUCUUGUUGGAACAUGUGGUCUUAACUGUCCAGUUUAUGCAACGACUCCUGUAUACAAAAUGGGACAAAUGUUUUUGUAUGACUUUUUCCAGUCAAGACAUGCUUCUGAGGACUUUAGUCACUACACGUUAGAUGAUGUUGAUUUGGCCUUUGAUCAUGUUCAGCAAGUUAAGUACCAGCAAACAAUCAGUCUUCAUGGUCGUGGCCAUGGGCUAUGCAUAACCCCACUUCCUUCUGGUCAUACACUUGGUGGAACAAUUUGGAAACUAGUGAAAGAAGAUACAAGUAUUGUCUAUGCUUUGGAUUUCAACCAUAAAAAAGAGAGACAUUUGAACGGGGCUACCUUCGAUGCAUGCAUUCGACCACACUUAUUAAUUAUGGAUGGUUCAAACACCUUAUAUACUCAGCCUAGGAGAAAAGAUCGUGAUGAAAACCUACGUCAGACAAUCCUGAGGACUUUAAGGCGCGGUGGAAAUGUACUUAUUGCUGUUGAUACUGCUGGACGAUGUCUUGAAGUAGCUCAUUUUUUGGAACAAUGUUGGUUAAACCAGG
Molecule: messenger RNA, 803 nt
Organism: Schistosoma turkestanicum
Lineage: Eukaryota; Metazoa; Platyhelminthes; Trematoda; Strigeidida; Schistosomatidae
Source: the annotation of a GenBank genome assembly